CAGCACUUCUGUCACUGUGAAUUUUCUUUUGACCUAUAACCGUGAAAACCGGCGAUUCUUUGACGAAAAAGAUGUCGCAUCAAGGAGCAACAGGUUACGAGUUUAUUGAAAUUGAAAUCGUUGGAACGACAAAUGAAGCUCCUCGAACACCACCAGGGCAAAGACGUGGCGGAAAGAAACGACGCGAAUUUAAGGAAAAACGCCGGACCACUCCCCACAAUCGGAACAAUCAAAUGAUUCUUGUAAGCAAACAAGUGAUUGACCACCAUAUCAGAACGAUUUUCACCAAGUUGAAACAGCUAAACGAACUUACAACCCUAACCUUGGAAGUAGCGAAAUCAGACGGUUUACUGCGAUACCAAACCUCGAGAGGACACGGUCCCAGCCAGUGACACUGACUAAAUAGGAUCCUAAAGCAUUCUGUGCGAGUCAUUGAUACGCCAGACCUGAGCAGCAUUUCUUGUUAAUCGAAUUUAUUGUAUCAGUACAACGCUAAAAUUAGUCCUAAAAUGUUUCCUGUGGGGAAAAUAAAUGAUCAUCGUAUUGCUUUUACGCCAACCAGACAGUAACACAGAAAUUAGUAAGUGCCGGUGCGUCUAAAACAUUUCCUAAAGAAAGAAAAGCCGCUUCUCCACAUAUCACACCGACGGAAGAGAAUUAAAUAUUUUGUAUAUUAUUAUUACAUUGUUCGGGUCAUUUCACGUUAAGGUUCAAUGUUUUCAUUUGUUAACUAGCGUCGGUUAA
Molecule: messenger RNA, 744 nt
Organism: Anopheles bellator
Lineage: Eukaryota; Metazoa; Arthropoda; Insecta; Diptera; Culicidae
Exons: 3
Coding region: 72-392 (106 amino acids)
Source: RefSeq, a predicted model, not a curated record